Molecule: messenger RNA, 1275 nt
Organism: Daucus carota subsp. sativus
Lineage: Eukaryota; Viridiplantae; Streptophyta; Magnoliopsida; Apiales; Apiaceae
Exons: 7
Coding region: 167-835 (222 amino acids)
Cellular component (GO): cytoplasm; eukaryotic translation initiation factor 3 complex
Molecular function (GO): translation initiation factor activity
Source: RefSeq, a predicted model, not a curated record
AAUUAAAUAUAUGUUCAAUAGAAAGUUACAACUUGGGUACUAGUAGCAGCUCUCACAGACCCGUAAAGUAGAUAACCCUAAUUUUUUCAAUCGUGUUCUUCAGCAAAUCCUCCAAUCCAUAUUCAAUUUAAUAGUUCAAAUCCUGAUAUAUCACAAACAAGGAGCAAUGGAGGACUGGGAGGAUGUGCCUGCCCCUGUGGUCUUGAAAAAGGAACUAGUAAAGAAUUCAUGGGAUGAUGAAGACGUGGAUGAAGAUGAUAUCAAGGAAUCUUGGGAGGAUGAAGAACCUGCUCCGGUGCCUGUUGCUGAACCACCGGCUGAAAAGCCUUCAAAAAAGACUUCAGCAAAAGCUAAUGACAAGAAAGGGAAAGGUGUUGAAAUAGUCAAGGAGGAACCACUAGAUCCUGUAGCAGAAAAACUUCGGCAGCAGAGGCUUGUGGAAGAAGCAGACUAUAGAAACACUGCCGAAUUAUUUGGUAAAUCAGGUGGCGAUGACAAGUCUCUUGAAAUAUUCAUUCCUAAAUCAGAAAGUGAUUUCUUGGAAUAUGCUGAGCUCAUUUCACACAAACUUCGUCCAUAUGAGAAAAGUUUUCAUUAUAUUGGGCUGCUCAAAAAUGUGAUAAGACUGUCCAUGACUUCUCUAAAGGCGUCUGAUGCAAAAGAAGUUGCCUCCUCUGUCACUGCCAUCGCGAAUGAAAAGCUGAAAGCAGAGAAAGAAGCCAAUGCUGGUAAAAAGAAAACAGGUGCAAAGAAGAAACAGCUGAUUGUGGAUAAGCCCGACGAUGAUGCCGUUGUCAGUAACUUAGAUUCUUAUGAUGAUUAUGAUUUCAUGUAACUAUAAUGGCUGAAUGUGCUGCUACUCCACCAGCAUGAGCUGAAGACGAUCCUCAACCUUGCAAUUUCAGUGUUACAGGGAGACUGGAAGAUUUGAGGCCUUUCCUCCAAAUUUUGAGACAACUGUGUCAUAUUUAGAAAUAUCAUUCUCCAUUUUUUCGGUGUGGUUUACCUAGUUAUUUGUCAAAGUGCAGUCAUAUCUUUAUGAGCUAUAGAUCAUAUUUAUGUUACAAAGUUAAGUAAAAACUUUAUGGGAGGGAUAGUUUAUUCAACCGACUGAACCUACCCUGAAGCAAAAGAGAUUGUGUUGGCUUGAUGCACCCUUUUGAUCUGAUUGCUGAGAAUGGGGUGUGUUACUUUUUUUGUUAUUGAUGUCUUGAUUGCUCAAGCUUCCCUUUGGAUUUCAAGAAUAAUAAUUAAAAAAAUGUAUCCUUUCAUAUA